This is a messenger RNA of Fonticula alba, 1029 nucleotides long. RefSeq lists its product as hypothetical. Gene Ontology annotation, cellular component: Ndc80 complex. Gene Ontology annotation, biological process: chromosome segregation. NCBI's taxonomy places the organism in Eukaryota, Rotosphaerida, Fonticulaceae. The transcript is spliced from 6 exons. The coding region runs from base 178 to 975 and encodes 265 amino acids. The record is from RefSeq and is a predicted model, not a curated record.
GCGCCCUGUGUCCCCACAGCCGAGAUCUCCCAAGGCGGCUGCCCGCACUCUCCCCCAGGAGCGAUCUGCGACCGCCUCCCCUCUGCGCACCCCCCGACUAUCUCCUCAAAUCUCUCCCCCUCUCUCUCUCCCUUCCUCUUUCCCUCCCUCCAUCCCUGUGCCUUUCUCCUGGCACACAUGUCUGACCCGCCCCGCCCAACGGUUGGGCACGAUUUCCCCCCACGACCUCCACUCAUUGCCGGUCCUCCUGUCCCUUCCCUCAAUGGGCUCCCGCCACCUCCGGUUGCCAGCUCCAGCACCCCGGACGAUGGGAUAGCAGAUGCUGCAGCGGACAUCGCAGCCACCACCGCAGCCAUCCGGCAGAGCCUUUCCACCUGGGCCGAUGUCUCCAUCGAGCGGGAGCAUGAGCUCACACGCCAAUGGCGUUUGUGGUUUGACCAGUGUCUUGAGUCUAUUUACGAGCAGGAGGAAAAUAUUCGCUCUCAGCUGCUCGCCAGAGAGGUAGGCCACCAACCGAACCCCUCCGAGCUGCAGGCAGUGGUCCUCGAGAAGGAGGCCAUGCUUUCUCAGCUCGAGAGAAGGAGCGGGGAGUUGCAUCGCCAGGUUGAGCUGCUCGCGUCGCAACUUGCGUCCGAGCGCAAGGACCAGGAGUCUCGGCUGCGAAAUGCCUCUCAGCUACGUCGACAGCAGCGCGCCACGCUCCACCGGAUGUCCAAACAUCUUGGUCUCAAGGUCAAAGGCACAGCUUCAUCGCUUUCUUUCUACUUCACCUGCAUCGAGCGAAAUUGCCCGGACAAGGAAUACAAGAUCGCAAUUCGUGUUACAAAGGAGAGGCAAUACGAAGUUCUGGCCAGCACGCCACGCUUGAAUCCAAGUUUCCUUGGCCAGCAGCUUCGGCUCCUGAAUGCAACCAACGAUUUUGGGACCUUCAUCCGAGCUGUGCGGCAGGAAUUCCGCCGCAUGGCACCGGGGUAGGCGCCGGGCUAUCCCUCGAAUACAUAGGCAUACCACUGUGGUUGAUAUUAUUUG